UAAUGCGCACGAGCGCCCUCUGUCUUCACAGAAAGGAACUGCACCAACAUUCCAAGCUGAAUAUCUUUUGAGUCGCUCUUCCUUGAGUCUCUGGACUCUCAGCCAAUCUGAAUGCUGUGACGAGGAGAGGCAGGAUCCCAAUAUUUAACACACAGGGCACUGAUACAUCUACACCUGUCACUGACUGCUCUUCAUGAAGAACUAAUGCACUUUAUCUCCCUCUUCACAUACUGCAGAAAUCCACACAUGGGACUGCUGAUCCGACAUCCGUGCGGUUCUUGAGAAGUCAAACGGCGGUUUUCUCGUGCUUUGUCAUUAUUUACCGGGACAUUUUACAGAUGCGCUUUAUCAUGAUGAACUGAAGGUGUAAGGAUGCGGCAGGACAUCUGAUCUAAACCAAAAUCAUCCGCGCAACUAUGCCGAAGAGAAAUAUGUCUUGAUACACCUGGAAACACCAGGAUUUUUGCACCUGAUUUUUGAACAUGGAUCUCCCAUCAUAAGGAGGAUUACAGUCGGACACCACAUGCGCCCUUAAAUAUCCUUUAUUAUAGGCUGUAUUAUAUUGUUGCAAGGUAUAAAAAUGAUCCUUUUCCGUAAAUUUCGCGUGUUGAUUUUAAUGGUGUUUCUGGUCGCCUGCACCAUGCACAUCAUGAUAGACCUGUUACCCAAGCUGGAGAAGCGCGCGGCGGGCUCGAGCUCCAGCGCUGGAGGAGGAGGCGGCUGCUCCUGCGCUCACACCCCGGGCGAGGAGUCUCGGUCCUGGGCCAAACAGCGCGGCAGAGCCGCCGCCGCCGAACCGGGCUGGCCUAAUAAACACUCUUUGAGAUUACUGCAGGAUUUCAGCAAUGAACCCAACUCCAAUCUCACUUCGCACUCACGGGAGAAAGUGACAGAGAGAGCCGAGUCUGAAAAGAGAGUGAGACAGCUGCAGUUGGGCUCAGAGAAGAGGGGUUUGAUGAGAGACACCGUGAGCGGACAGAAGCAGAGAGCUGUCCAGGGUUCCUCCAGACUGAAGGCGCUCUAUGAGAAUCCGCUCUAUAAGACUGACCUGCCUCAUCUCUCUGAAGAUGACACCUUAUUCAACCUCAACACUGAUAUAAGAUUCUACCCCAAAGCUGCCGGACAACAAGAAUGGCAUAACGAGGGAAACGUGGAGGAGGAGGAGUACAGUCCGGCAGGGGAGGCCAGUGCUGAGUCAUACCCCAACUGGCUCCGCUUCCACAUCGGGAUUAACCGAUAUGAGCUGUACUCCAGACACACCCCAGUCAUAGCGGCCCUCCUGAAGGACCUGGUCUCCCAGAGGAUCACCAGCGUAGCUAUGAAGUCAGGCGGCACUCAGCUGAAGCUCAUCAUGUCAUUCCAGAACUACGGACAAGCUCUGUUCAAACCUAUGAAACAAACGAGAGAACAGGAGACACCCCCAGACUUCUUCUACUUCUCUGACUUUGAGCGACACAACGCAGAGAUCGCUGCAUUUCAUCUGGACAGAAUCCUGGAUUUCCGGAGAGUUCCCCCGGUGGCCGGCAGGCUGGUGAACAUGACACGGGAGAUCCGAGACGUGACCCGUGACAAAAAGCUCUGGCGGACAUUCUUCGUUUCCCCAGCCAACAACAUCUGCUUCUACGGCGAGUGCUCCUACUACUGCUCUACAGAACAUGCCCUGUGUGGGAAGCCUGACCAGAUCGAGGGCUCCCUGGCUGCAUUUCUUCCUGACUUGGCACUAGCUAAGCGCAAGACCUGGAGGAACCCCUGGCGCCGUUCCUACCACAAACGCAAGAAAGCUGAGUGGGAAGUGGAUCCGGAUUAUUGUGAUGAAGUCAAACAGACUCCUCCAUAUGACCGAGGCACACGACUUCUGGACAUCAUGGACAUGACUAUCUUUGACUUUCUAAUGGGCAACAUGGAUCGUCACCAUUACGAGACUUUUGAGAAGUUUGGAAAUGAGACUUUCAUUAUUCAUUUGGACAACGGCAGAGGAUUUGGAAAGCAUUCACAUGAUGAAAUGUCCAUCCUGGUCCCUUUGACUCAGUGCUGCAGAGUGAAGAGGUCGACGUACCUGCGGCUACAGCUGUUGGCUAAAGAGGAGUUCCAGCUGAGUUCUCUGAUGGAGGAAUCGCUACUGCAGGACCAGCUGGCGCCCAUCCUCAUCCAGCCCCACCUGGAGGCCAUGGACCGCCGAUUGCGCCUGGUGCUCAAGGUGCUGGCCGACUGCGUGGAGAAAGAAGGCUUCCCAUCAGUGGUGGAGAACGACCUAGAUGGACAGCCCUCCUCGCACCACCACCAGGCGCACGGAGGGAGGUAGUGAGGCCUGAACCUCGGUCCCUGUCAGUCAGUCGCCCACCAUGAGCCCCACCAAGGCUUGUGCUCGAGUCACACUCUGAAUUCAGUGAAUUCCAUGACUAGCCACCAAUGCCUCUGAGGAGCCAACCUAUCCUGUGUAGAUGCGUGAUAUGGAUGUACAGAGACUAGUUAUCAGAGGAACGCUGGGAUGAAAAAGUUAUAUGGUUUCUGGAUGGCCGAGGCUUUUGUUUGAGCUGUGCUCGCAGCUGAAGAACAAACUUUUCUGUUGCAUCCUGAUUUGUUUGACAAGUCUGCUUCUAUAAUUUAAUACAUUUGCAUAUUGCCGAGUGUACAGAAGACUUUACAGAAAGGGACCAAAGUUGGAACAGAGAUCUAUAUAUUCAAGUACACAACUGUUAUUUACUUUGCUCAUUUAGGUCUUUGACAUAAGGGCACGUAAACGAGCUUUAAUGACAGUGCUGCAGUGCAGUACUACUGUGCAAGGACACUUAAACACAUCCUUCUCUGUACAUUCACAAUUCAGCAUCAUUUCCUGCCAUCUGAACUAAGCCAUCGUUUUAAAUCUCACAUCGUGCCAUCAAGCCUUCAGUCAUUCGGCACAUUUGUUGUUUCAUUUAGGGAAAUUCAGAGGUGAAGUGCACACUUCAUUUAAGGUUAUUCAGCGGUGAACCACGUGUUUAAACAUCUUCAUGGAGAAUGAGAGAAUGACGCUGAUUGGUUGUUCAGGUGUCCUGUGCCCGCAGUCAGUGUUUUCCAUCUCAGGUCCCAUGCUGAAUACACCUGCUUUCUUUUAAUCAGAACCUUAAGGACAAGCUGAUGCUAUGCUAGUGGAAGUUCAUAAUGUUGUUAGUCGUACUUCACGCUGAACCUAUCUCGUGUCUCAUCUGGCUGAGUGAUUUCAGCGGUUGAUUAUAGAGUAGGGCACAGGCUUGAGGGAAUGAAACAAACCAAUUGAACAUGUUGGGAACUGACACUUUGUCCUAACUAGGGCCCUCUUUACACCUGGUAUUAAGAUGCGUCUUGGUGGAUCGGAUCACAAGUAGAUGAGAAAGACAUUCCCAUUUACACCUGGUGUUUUAAUUUGUCUCUUUUGAGAGGAGGGUCUAUGUAUGGGCUUUUUUUGAUCUUUCAAUCUAAUAUUGUGAAAUAAGAUCGCACAAUUUAAAUAUGAACGUAAAAGGAGAUAACGGAAAGUGAUACGGAGAGCAGCAGCUAUUGUUUCUGCUCUGAUAGACCACAGCGAACUCUGUGAGUGGGUGUUAGAAAUUAGGAAUGGUGAAGAACGUUGUGCUUGGUACUUUUUUUGUCUUUAAUCCAACCGACCGGGUCUUCAACAAAGUUUAAAUCCCGUCUGGCGAGCACGCAUCCCAUAUUGUUUAUGCGUUGGGUCUGUAGGUGGAAAGUAGAUGGUCUUUUGUGGCUGUUCGAACACAUUCAACCGCAUGAGCAUCUACACUACGAAAGCAAUCUGGUCGAAUGCGUUUUCGAGUACAUCUGGAAGUGGUCGAAAGUGGACAAGGUUUCAGACCCCGUUUACACCUGUAUUUAGUGUCAUCCACUUCAGAUUGACAAAAACAUCUUAAUACCGGGUGUAAACAGGCCCUAGAAAACAUAAAGUGUCAGGUCCAUAAUAUGUUUUUUGUUGUUUUUUUUUUAUCCCAACCGGUUGAGAACACGACUAGUGACAAGACAUUUAGUUUUUUCUGGUCCUAAAUCCUGCUCCACAUAUGUAUUAUGCUGCGUUCCAUUCACAGUCAAACAUGGGAUAUUCAUACUUGACAUCUUUUAUCUCUAAUUCUCCCCUUAGUUUUGCAGGUGUUGCAUGAUCUAUGAAGAUUUGUCCUAGAGAUCAAACUGGGGAGGUUACAUGAUGGUACGCAGUGCAAGCAUUUGCUGUUCUGCGAUUGUAGACAGAGAUGAUCACUCAUAGUGUUUUACACACCUGUUUCCUCGGAACUCAUUAAUGCAUUUUAAUAACUUAUAUUGAAUGUUUAGCUGUAACUGUGUACAUCUCCCUGUGUGCCACCAUGCUUGUGUGAUUAUACACCCAUAUCUAUGUGCACAAAAUCUUCUUAAGUUGAAGUUGGAAGUGGUGCUCUAUUGCGGUGUUUCCCAACCCUGUUCCUGGAGGAACACCAACAGUACACAUUUUGAAUGUCUCGCUUAUCUGAACCAUAUAUUUCUGGUCUUGGAGUUUCUACUAACGAACUGAUGAGUUGAAUCAGGUGUGUUUGAUUAGAAAGAUUUGGAAAAUGUGUACUGUUAGUGUGCCCCAGGAACAGGUUGGGAAACACUGCUCUAUUGCACUUUUCCAAGUAAGACAUUGGAAUUUUCGACUUUUCGGCAAGUUGAAGGGAAUUCAUAUAUGUUCUGGGGCCGGAUUCUCAAAAAUGUUUUUAAGAAAGAAGGAAUUUCUUAACUCUUUCCCUUUCAGCAUUUACUAAAAAGCGUGUCAGACAGCACAUUGUGAACAAAAAGCUGAGAAAAUUACAUUUUUGUGAAAGAUUCAGAACGAUGAUCAAAACAUAGAUGGAGUAAACGGAGUCCAUCAACAUGCCCAAAGAUUGCAAGUUUUCUCUUUAGAACAAUCUUAAGAAAAACAAAAAACAUUAUUAAAUGGGCUAUAUGUAGAAUUCAGAAACCCUUGUUAUUAGCGACACCGGUGGCCAUUACGUGAACUGCAGCAUUACUUAUUGAACUUAUUGUUCGUGCACACAUAAUGCACAAGAGACUGAACAUGAUUCAAGGCCACGAUAUACUCAAGGCGAAGUUAUUUUUCGUUCUUCGAUUAGAAGUAAAAAGUAGUUGGAAAUACCUUUGCAGCGAUAUACUGUUAACAUACAUCCUGACACCAUAUAUGCUGCUGAGAGCGACGUUUAGAUGAAUAUGUGAAUACUGCUACUUUCCUCUCAAUAACAAUGUAAACACACAACAAAAAUGACAGCGGUGAGAAAUGGCGAUGUGGAUAUGUUUGCACCAGCUCUGCAGUUCACCGGCAUCGUGUCGACAGGUUAAAAUUACAUUGUUAUGAUAGUUUGAUUAUAAAGUAGCCUAUAUUUAAGACUAUAGACUAUACAGAUUAAUCCCUUUUCUUUGCAAGACACAUUGACAUUACAGUACAGUACAGAAUUGCUCUUUCGGCAUUAUCUUUAACAUUGUAUAAGCAUUCAUUUCACAUGUCAUUGAACGGAGGAGAGGUUCUCAGGAGCGCGAGUAACCGUAACAUCCUUUGGAUUUUCCUUCACAUAAAAAUCAGUCUACAGGCUUAGACAACCUAAAAAGUCUGGGAGGGUCUUGUUUUUUAACGUUUCGUUAUAAGCUGUUCACACGUUGGCAGUAAAAAAAGUGGUUAAAACAUGAUAAUUCUUACAUAUUGCCCCUUUAAGAAGUUUUUUAACUUUUAUUUUUAAAUCUUAUUCUUAAGAAUGUGUCGUGAAUCUGGCCCCUGAAUAGCAAAUUACUUGCUGCUGGAAAGUGGUUGGUGUAAUGGUGAUAGAUCAUUUUAUUUUUCAGCAUUAGUCACAUAUACUGACUUUUCACAAUUGCGUUGCUCUGUAUAAAACGUGUUUUCAGUGCUCACUUAUUUUGUAUUGUGUAAACUACAGCCAAAAAGGCAAUAGAGUGCCUUUAAUCUUUCUAGCAGUGGUAAGUGCCACUUCCAGUCUCAUUCAUUCACUCAUAUUCCUGCCAAAACAUUGUAAAGAAAUUUUAGUUGGUCUCUAAAUGAAACCUUUCUGAAGUAGUCAGUCAUGUGUGUUGUAUGUUAAAAGCUCACAUUGCUAUUUAUUAAGAGAGAGUACAUUUUUGAGGAAAUCUUGUGGGGUUUUAGGUCAUAUUUUGCAUUUGAGAUUAUUUUUGCGCUUUAAAUGAAGUCCCUGUUCCUCGCAGGCAUUGUAAAGAUGAUUUGAUAGUCUGACAGCUCUGUGUAAAGUGACAUUAUGGCUGAAUCUUUUAAGAAGGGCCACAUGUGUUUUGUGUUUAACCCCAGUGCCUGUGCAAUGCUCAAGAAACUUGAAUGUUUUGGGAUUAUUCACAAACUGACCUUUUAGUAGCCCAUGGCCUGGUCUCAAAACAGUUUUUUUUUUUUUUUUCAGUGAGAAGUGACGAAUUAUAGGAUGGUCAACAUUUGUGUUAGCCAAACAGAAUCAAAAACGUUCCCAAUACUCUCAGUGUUUCUGUAAAUAUCUGUAAAUAUGGUACGUUGAUCCAAAAGGCUGUUUUUGGAGCAAAAAUGCUUCAGUUUUCUUUUCAUCUCUUAAGCAUUGUUACUGUGAAGAUCUGUUUGCAAAAUGAUAAAAGUGUGCAAUAAAUGAAGCUAUGUUGUU
Molecule: messenger RNA, 6626 nt
Organism: Megalobrama amblycephala (Wuchang bream)
Lineage: Eukaryota; Metazoa; Chordata; Actinopteri; Cypriniformes; Xenocyprididae
Gene: fam20ca
Product: FAM20C golgi associated secretory pathway kinase a
Exons: 10
Coding region: 581-2302 (573 amino acids)
Biological process (GO): protein phosphorylation
Cellular component (GO): Golgi apparatus
Molecular function (GO): protein serine/threonine kinase activity
Source: RefSeq, a predicted model, not a curated record